CGCGCAGCAACUCCGCCCCAAGGCAGCGUCAUGCCAUGGCAUGCCUCCCCGACAAAGUGCCGCCGUGGGUUCGACGGCGUCCUCGAGAGGGCACGCACCCCGCGCUCGACGGGCCUUUGGGCUGAGGAUCGCCCACGGCGUGAGGUGCCUGCUUGCCUGCUUGCUGAGCAGUCACGCGCGCGGGGCUUGACAGCCACAGCUCCGCCGGCAUUCUAGCUCUGAGAGGCCGCGGCACUGCCUGCCUCUGCCGCCGCUUCAUCCGGGCCUCAAGAGCAUCGGCCUCGUCUGUCCUCACGGCUGAGCAGCCUCUUUCCUCUCCAUCAUCAUCCUCAGCAACGAGCAGCUCCACCCUCGCGACACCUCUCGAGCUGCUCCUCGCCACCCUCCCGCGCGACACCUCCACCUCUCUCUCUCCACCGCGCACCGCCGCGCACACGCGCCCCGCCAUGGCCGAGCCGCAGCUGCGUCUGCGCAUGUCGCCCAGCAGCAGCAGCGAGACGCUCGCCGGCAGCGGCAGCGGCAAUAGCGGCAAGACGACGCCGCAGCUGCAGCAGUCGCAGCCGCAGUUUGACGAUCCGCAGCGCGCGGCAAAGAUGGCGAAGAAGGCGGCGCUGGAGCAGCGGACGUGGCAGUACUACCCCGCCAUUGCACUUGCGGGCUUCGUCUGGGGCAUCACGCCGGCCUGCUGGGCCAUUGUGCUGCACACGCUCUUCAAGCUCUACCGCGGCGACAUCGCCUCCAUGCGCAGCGCCACGGCUGCCGGCUGGCCCAGCGGCUGGGCCAUCCUCUGGUGGCACGCCAUGGUCGAGGUGCCGUUCUCCAUCUACCUCUUCUACCUCUCGCGCCGCGUGCAGGCGCCCGUCGGCGAGCCGCCGGCCGUCGACCUGGAGAAGAUGCAGACGCUGCUGUAUCAGUGCCUCGACGUCGGCCUCGCCGCGCACCCGCCCAAGCGUCGCGGCGGCCACGCCGACGACAAGUUCGACCUGCACACGGUCACCGACGAGGAGGCAGAGGCGCUGUGGCAGCGCAUGACGCGCUGGUUCCACUACUGCCCCAAGGAGCAGAUCCAGCGCGACAAUGUGCGCGAGUGGCUCGCGUGGGCCUUCACGGGGCGCGACCUCGAGGAGUGCCGCUCUGACCAGCAGGCCAUGGACAUCAUCGAGCGCAGCCUCGAGCUCGCCGAGAACCGGCUCAAGACGACGUUCAAGGAGGGCCGCAACCCGCACUGCAAGACGCUGCGCCUGACGCUCGACCGCGUGCCGGUGCUCUCGCGCCCGCUGGGCUACUACGUCGUCUGCAACGGCGUCACGGCGCUCACCGUCUGGUGGGCGCAGCGCUACGGCGGCUUCCAGUUUGUGCGCGAGGGCGACUGCGAGUUCCUCGUGCUGCCCGCCGCCGAGAAGCCUCGGCAACGCGCGGCUGAGCACGCACACAAGGCCGAGCCGAUUCUCUUUCUGCAUGGCCUCGGCAUCGGUCUGGGCCAGUACUUCGCCUUCCUGCGCCACCUGCGCAUGCACGACUGCGGCGUCGUCGUGCUCAUCCAGGCGAACAUUUCGGCUACCAUCUGGCACCGCCACUUCCUCUCACCGCCGCCCAAGGAUGCGCAAGUCGACGCGAUCCGCGGUGUGCUGAAGCGCUUCGGCUUCAAAAAGGCGACGAUCCUCUCGCACUCCAACGGCACGAUGGUGCACGGCUGGGUCGCCCGCGGCGCGCCCGAGAUCUGCGGCCGCCACGUCAUCGUCGACCCCGUCAGCUUCCGGCUGUGGGAGGGCAAGACGUGCUAUGCCUUCCUGGCGCGCCAGUGGGUCACCGGGGUCGAGGUGCUGCUGGGCUACUUCGUCGCGCGCGAGCUCUCGAUUGCGACGACGAUCUGCCGACAGUUCAACUGGAGCGAUAUGGCUCUGUGGGCCCACGACCUGCCGUCGCACACGCCCGAGGACCUGCAGCUCGUGUUCGGCGAGCACGACAUGCUGAUCGACGUGCCCGCGUCGGUGGAGUACCUCAAGGACGCCGGCGUGCCCGACGCCUGCAUCACCGUCGUGCCCAAGUACCAGCACGGCAAGUCGCUCUUCUUCGACGCCGAGGGCAUGGACAUCGUGCUGCGGGCGUGCGACAUUCCGCGCUACUCCAAGGAGGCAACGGCCCGCAAGGCGUAAGAGCUCUCCUCUGCGCAUUGUCUUGCCUGCCUUCUGCCACCUUUUCCUCUUCCAACUGCUCCUCGCCUCGGUAUAUCCCUUCAUGUUACGCCUAGACUGCACCCUUAGCCCUCGCCUGUCACACUGCACUGCUGCUGCUGCGAUGUCGCAAUGAGACCUGUCACGCCU
Tilletiopsis washingtonensis is the source of this 2324-nucleotide messenger RNA. RefSeq lists its product as hypothetical. The record is from RefSeq and is a predicted model, not a curated record. NCBI's taxonomy places the organism in Eukaryota, Fungi, Basidiomycota, Exobasidiomycetes, Entylomatales. The coding region runs from base 447 to 2156 and encodes 569 amino acids. The transcript is spliced from 4 exons.